This is a messenger RNA of Durio zibethinus, 1069 nucleotides long. RefSeq lists its product as uncharacterized. Lineage: Eukaryota; Viridiplantae; Streptophyta; Magnoliopsida; Malvales; Malvaceae. The record is from RefSeq and is a predicted model, not a curated record.
UAAAUGGCUCCAAUUAUUUAACUUCACUUAGCAUAGAAGUUUAUCCAUUCCAAACUUCCACAUGUCAAAAUUCCGAAUCACAUCCACGUCAGCAUAGACGAAGACACACAAUUUCAUGUGGAAAACGAGAAACAGAACAGGAGAAAAAAAAAAAACAAACCGAACCUAAGAACAGCAAAACAAAAAGGUAACCGAACAAAACAAGAAAACAUUAAAAAAACAUAAUUUCCUUCUUUUUUUAAAUUUAAUGUCCUUUUAAACUUCUCCCCAUAAACCAUCUCCAAAAUCCCACCUUUGCAAUUUUUGUUUUCUCUCCAAAGUGGUCUUGAAGCCCUCCAGUUUUUGUGGAUAAAUUUAUCAAGGGAACUUAAAAGGAACACUGGUUGACAAGUACUGUCAUUAUUACCAAAGGGAAUGGUCAUUUGUUUUGGAUAUGAUGGAGGUCAAUGCUGGAAAUUCCCGUUUGAAUAAAAAACAACAGUCAGAGUGCCCAAAAUCUUCUGAUAGAGGGAAAAAGCCUGCAGAAAAAGAUGCAAGCACUUCUGUAUUUGUAAAUCAUGCUGCAAUUGCUUGGCAUGAGAACAGAAGAAGGUGGGUGGGGGAUAAAUCUCAACAUUCACAAAAGAUCAGUAAGGAUCCAGUUAUAAGCUGGUCCACAACAUAUGAGGAGCUUCUCUUAACUAAUGACCCAUUUUCUGAGACGAUUCCUUUGCCAGAGAUGGUAGAUUUUCUAGUUGAUAUUUGGCACGAUGAUGGUCUCUUUGAUUAGAUAAUCAGUGAUGAUGAUCAAGUAAUGGCAUGGAGACUGUUAGACAGGGGAGAACUUGUUUCUUACAGCUGAUUUUUGUAAAUUAUUUUUUUGGUCUCAGAAAUUGCACAUAUCAAAAGCCUCCAUUCUUCUUCAGAUUGACUGACUGUUGAAGGCCUGGAUUGUCUUUUCCCCAUUAGACAUAUUAAACUCAUGUUUUGACAUAGUAUAAAGUGUAAACAGUAUUGGGUAGCAAAAGGAAAUUGAUGUAUUAGACUCACUAUAAAUUAAUGGAACUCUACAAAUUAAGAAAUUAUGAGU